AUGUUCGCCUUCUUCUUCCUCAUUGUAAUGAGUUGCGCACUCGGCCUCAUCUGCGUGGCGUCUCUCAUCCAGCAGCGCGACCUGCAAUUGCAACGUCUCGCAGUGCGCAGUCUACACGGCACCAACGAGCACGACGCCAAUGUGCGAGGUCAGAUGGAACUCAUGCAACAACCUGCAGAGGUCGAUAACGCAAUGGAUGACCUCAGCAACUUUGAGUGCAUUGGCUGGAGAGCUCAACGCGAUUGCUUGCCCGACGGAGGGCCCGAUCCGCCCAACAACCGAGCAUGCAACGCCACAGUACACAACGGAGAGAGCGGAUACUGUGAGAUUCGGCAUAAAGUUACAGGCGAAAUGCAUCAGGUGAUGAAAAUGCACUGCAACUCGUUGCGUCCCGACGUUGCAUUCAAAUGUCAAGAAUUUUCCACCUUGUUGGGCUACGGACGGAAAGCCACCAACUAUGUGCAUGACACGACGUUCUCGAUGGAAAGUUGCCGUCAGCAACUGACAAACGACCAACUAUUGCCGAUUGUUGCAACUCCGCCUUCCUCGUACAAACGAGGAAUCGUCUUUGUGGUCUACGAGAAAAUGUUGCAAAGUGUCUACGCCUCAGUACGCUCACUACGUAGUAUGGGCUGCACUUUACCCGUUGAAUUGUGGUACAAACGCUCCGAGACGAACCCCUCGCACCCACUUUUACGGGAAUUGACGGGACGAUAUGGCGCUUAUAUGCGGGAAAUCAGAGAUCCACGAGCAUCCAAGUUCUAUACCAAGACGUACGCCGUAUUCUACAGCGCCUUUGACCAGAUCCUUCUCCUUGACGCCGAUAACUUCGCAGUGCGCGACCCCACGUAUCUCUUCGACACGCCACAAUUCCAGACCGACGGCGCCAUUUUCUGGCCCGAUUUCUGGCGUCCAAAAAAGACCAUUUUCAAUAUCCAGCCCACGAGUUUCGUGUGGGAAGUCUUCGAUUUGCAACCUGUCGACAUGUUCGAACAGGAAUCCGGUCAAGUUCUUAUUGACCGGAGGAUGCACCAGAAGGCACUCAACGUAUUGAUGUAUUACGCAUUUAACCCUAGCAUCUUCGAGCGUCUUCGUCUAGCUUGGGGGGACAAGGACUUGUUCCGCUUUGCGUGGCUUAAAACAGGUAGUUCCUUCCACAUGAUCGAGACGCCUCCCGGCUCGGCGGGCGCUAAAUUGCCGGAUCAAAACAUUUUCUGCGGUGUCACAAUGGUGCAACACGAUCCAGAGCGACGAAUCGUGUUUUUGCAUCGCAACCAGGAAAAACUGUCAAGUGAAAAUCAAGAAAAAGUCUGGGCGCAUAUCCAGGAAUUCCGGAUGGACCAAGUGGAUUUGGACGAGUAUGACGUACGCGGCGCCAACGGCGGUCGGUAUUUCCCGCAGUUUAAGCGCUGCUACGGCAAGGAUAUUUAUUAUGAGAACGCCUUCACGGUCAAGGCUAUCACUGAGUUGCCAUUUGCCGGUCUCGAACAGAGGCUGUUGAACUUUGUGCAAGAGGCUGCUCGUAUCGACGGCACAGCUGACCACCGUGCUCAGGGGUUGGAAGGAGAUGUUGCCAACGUGGCCGACCCGGCGCAACACUGA
This is a messenger RNA of Phytophthora infestans T30-4, 1602 nucleotides long. RefSeq lists its product as uncharacterized. Gene Ontology annotation, molecular function: alpha-1,2-mannosyltransferase activity. Bases 1 to 1602 code for a protein of 533 amino acids. Gene Ontology annotation, cellular component: Golgi apparatus. Gene Ontology annotation, biological process: mannan biosynthetic process. The record is from RefSeq and is a predicted model, not a curated record. Lineage: Eukaryota; Oomycota; Peronosporomycetes; Peronosporales; Peronosporaceae. The transcript is spliced from 2 exons.